Messenger RNA from Adineta ricciae, 231 nucleotides. NCBI's taxonomy places the organism in Eukaryota, Metazoa, Rotifera, Eurotatoria, Adinetida, Adinetidae. The record is from the annotation of a GenBank genome assembly.
AUGUUCAUAUUAGAACAAACAUCUGGUCAAUGCCUUUAUCCAGCUUGGGAAACAACGUGUCAGAAGUAUUGUCUCGAACAUCAAUAUUAUCGAAUUCAAACAAACCAAUGCUGGAGUAAAGAUCCCAAACAUCUUCGCUGUCAAUGUAAUGGUCUCGACUUAACCGAAAAGAUAAAGGCUAUACUACUUGCCAAUGAAAAUCUCGAUACCAUUGUAAACAAUCCGUCGUAA